This is a messenger RNA of Apaloderma vittatum (bar-tailed trogon), 1389 nucleotides long. Its product is annotated as RNA-directed DNA polymerase from mobile element jockey-like. Lineage: Eukaryota; Metazoa; Chordata; Aves; Trogoniformes; Trogonidae. The record is from RefSeq and is a predicted model, not a curated record.
AUGAGCAAGGAGGUUCUGGACACACUGUCAUACAAAAAGAAAAUUUACAAGGAGUGGAAGAUAGGACGGCUAGAGCAGGGGGCGUAUAAGGAAGCUGCCCGAGCAGCAAGACACAAGGUUAGAAAAGCGAAAGUUCAUUUAGAAUUAAAUCUAGCCAGGGAGAUCAAGGGAAACAGCAAAGGUUUCUACAGGUAUAUUAAUGGUAAGAAAACGAUCAGGGAAGGUCUGGGACCCCUCAAAAAGGAAAAGGGUGAACUGAUGAAAAGUGAUUUGGAGAAGGCCGAGGUUCUCAAUAACUUCUUUUCCUCUGUCCUCACUCACAAGGGCUUCAGCCACACUCCUGAAGUCACAGAAGAAAACGGCAGGGGUUGGACAAAUGAACUGCCCAUUGUAACUGAAGAUCAGGUUCGCGACCAUCUGAUGAACCUGAAAGUGUGCAAGUCCAUGGGACCCAAAGGGGUACACCCACAGGUACUGGUGGAUGAGAUUGCUAAACCUCUCUCUAUUACAUUCCAAAAGUCAUGGCAGUCCGGUGAAGUCUGCAUUGACUGGAAAAGGGGAAACAUAAUCCCCAUUUUCAAAAAGGGAAAGAAGGAUGAACCGGGUAACUAUAGGCCAGUCAGUGUCACCUCCGUGCCUAGUAAGAUCAUGGAGCAGAUCCUCCUUGAGGCACUGCUGAGGCAGAAGAAUAACGAAGAAGUGAUUGAGUACAGUCAGCAUGACUUCACCAAGGGCAAAUCAUGCCUGACAAACCUGGUGGCCUUCUAUGAGAAGGUCACAACAUCAAUAGACAAGGGAAGAGCAACUGACGUCAUUUACUUGGACCUGAUCAAAGCCUUUGACGCUGUCCCGCAUGACAUCCUGGUCUCCAAGCUGAUAAAAUACGGGUUUGAUGGAUGGACAAUUCACUGGAUAAAGAACUGGCUUGAUAGCUGCACCCAAAGAGUGGCUGUCAAUGGGUCCAUGUCCAAGUGGAAGCCAGUGACAAGUGGAGUCCCUCAAGGAUCAGUACUGGGACCAGUCUUAACAUCUUCAUCAGUGACAUUCAGUGAGUUUGUUGAUGACACGAAGUUGUGUGACACGCUGGAAGGUAAGGAUGCCAUCCAGAGGGACCUUGACAAGCUAGAGAGGUGGGCCCAGGCCAACCUCAUGAGUCACAACACCAAGUGCAAGGGCCUCCAUGUGGGUCUGGGCAAUCCCAAGCACCAAUAUAGGCUGGGCAGUGACUGGCUUGAGAGCAGCCCUGAAGAAAAGGACUUGGGGGUACUGAUGGGCAAGGAGCUCAACAUGAGCCGUCAGCAUGCACUUGCAGCCCAGAAAGCCAGUCGUGUCCUGGGCUGCAUCAAGAGGUACAUGGCCAACAGGUUGAGGGAGGUGAUUCUUCCCCUC